This is a messenger RNA of Paramecium primaurelia, 663 nucleotides long. NCBI's taxonomy places the organism in Eukaryota, Ciliophora, Oligohymenophorea, Peniculida, Parameciidae. The record is from the annotation of a GenBank genome assembly.
AUGUUGUAUUUACUUUUAAACAUAGCUUUUGCAAAUAUAUUAGAUAAUGUUUUUGCUAACUUUGAUGCCCCAUAUGUUCAUAUACCAAAUGAUUUUCAUGUUGUAUUAGGCACAUAAAGAACAAGUAGUCCAAAUACAUUGAGUGUAGAUUAUUCUACAAAAUUUACAAGUUCUCAUAUUAUAUUAUCAGUUGAUAAAAUUGGAGAAGUUGCUAAUGCUUAUGUCAAUCUUACUACAAAUAAGGUAUAUUUAAAUUAUUACCAUUCAUUUCCACCUUAAAUGAAAUGUUAAAUAUUCAAUGGUCCCAAUAUUUCUAAUAAAUUGUAGCUACAAUCUGGAAAUAAUGCAUUUAUAUUAGAGCCUGAUAUUGUUUUUCAUUUGAUGAGUCUCUAUAUGGGUACAGGAGAUGAUGAUCUAGCAAGAUUUGAAAUAAGUUCACUUUUAUAAGGAAAAAACAAAGCAUAUGCAUUAUUCGAUAAAUAAGGAAAUCUAGAUUCUAUAGAAAUAGAUUUGGAAUCUAAAAGAUAAAUAAAAUUCUAUGUGAUAGAGGAUUUAGUUGAAAAGAAGUUUUCUAAAGAGGAUUUUCAAGUGCCUUGGGAAUGUUAAGAAUCAGAUGUAAAUUUGAGUGAUAUUAUUGAAAAAUUGAUGUUAUUAUUAAAGUGA